Aspergillus tubingensis is the source of this 2388-nucleotide messenger RNA. RefSeq names its product GH92 family glycosyl hydrolase. The coding region runs from base 1 to 2388 and encodes 795 amino acids. The record is from RefSeq and is a predicted model, not a curated record. Gene Ontology annotation, molecular function: peptide-N4-(N-acetyl-beta-glucosaminyl)asparagine amidase activity; carbohydrate binding. The transcript has 3 exons. Gene Ontology annotation, biological process: carbohydrate metabolic process; protein deglycosylation; glycoprotein catabolic process. Gene Ontology annotation, cellular component: cytosol; nucleus. Lineage: Eukaryota; Fungi; Ascomycota; Eurotiomycetes; Eurotiales; Aspergillaceae.
AUGCGCCCCCUCCAGCCCUACCUCCUCCACAUCCUUCCUCUCCUCCCACUCACCCACAGCACCAACACCAACACCACCGACAUCCUCACCCACAUCAACCCACUCAUCGGCACCACCAACGGCGGCAAUGUCUUCGCCGGCGCGACCCUCCCCUACGGCAUGGCCAAAGCCGUCGCCGACGUGGACGGCCAAAACACCGCAGGCUUCUCCCCAGACAACAGCAACAUCACAGGCUUCUCGGCCCUGCACGACUCCGGCACCGGCGGGAAUCCUUCCCUAGGCAACUUCCCCUUAUUCCCUCAAUACUGCGUUGACGAUGUCCUCGACAACUGUCCUUUUCCCAAGUCCGCCCGCGCCGUACAUUACCAGAAUGACUCGGUCGUGGCAAGGCCGGGGUACUUUGCCCUAACCAUGACGAAUGGUAUACAUGCGGAGAUGACUACGACGCAGCAUGCGGCGCUGUUUCGGUUUAAUUUUCCGGAUACAGCGGAGCAGAAGUUGAGUCCGAUGAUACUGUUGGAUUUGACGGAUUUAUGGGAGAGUAGGCAGAAUGCGUCGAUUAGUGUGGAUGAGAGUACGGGGCAGAUCAAGGCCAAUGGGACGUUUUUACCUAGCUUUGGGGCUGGUGAGUAUGCUUCGUAUGUGUGUGUGGAUUUCGCGGGGGCGGAGGUUAAAGACACGGGGGUUUGGGUGAAUGAUGCCGGGGGUGUGGAGAGGAAGGAGUUGUUUGUCACUCGGGGGUUUAAUAACUUCUAUCUGCAGGCGGGUGGGUUCGUGAGGUUUGAGAGGCCUAGUAAUGGGACGGUGAGUGUUAGGGUUGGGGUCAGUUAUGUUAGUACGGAGAAGGCGUGUGAGAAUGCAAGAGUGGAGAUUCCGAGUCCGUUGGAGGACUUUGAUGCGAUACGGGCAGCUGCGGAGGAUGCUUGGAGGGAGAAGCUGAGUCCUGUUGAGAUGACGCCUGGGAAUACGAGUGCGAGUACUGCCCUGCAGACUAUGUUCUGGACGGGCAUUUAUAGAACCAUGCUGGAUCCGCAGGAUCUGACCGGGGAGAAUCCCCUUUGGGAGAGCGAUGAGCCGUACUUUGAUUCCUUCUAUUGCAUCUGGGACGCCUUCCGCGCCCAACACCCUCUCCUCACCAUCAUCGACCCGACCACUCAAUCCCGCAUCGUCCGCAGUCUCCUCGACACCUACCGCCACGAAGGCUGGCUCCCAGACUGCCGGAUGAGUCUCUGCAAGGGCUGGACACAAGGCGGCUCCAACGCGGACGUCGUCCUCGCCGACGCAUUUGUCAAGAACCUCACAGACAUCGACUGGGACCUCGCCUACGAAGCAAUGGUCAACGACGCCGAAAACGAGCCCCUAGAAUGGUCCUACCAAGGCCGCGGGGGUCUCCAAAGCUGGAAGGCCCUGAACUACAUCCCCUACCACGACUUCGACUACCUCGGUUUCGGCACCAACUCGCGCAGUAUCUCCCGGACGUUGGAAUACGCAUACAACGACUUUUGCGUCGCGACUGUCGCCCACGGCCUGAACAAGACAGACGACUACUUGAAGUAUCUUGCGAGAUCGACCAACUGGAAAAAUCUGUUCAAACCUGACCAGCGCUCCUUCUUCCCGAAUGGAACUGAUACGGGGUUCGUGGGCUUCUUCCAACCCAAGUAUCGUAAUGGAACGUGGGCGCAUCAGGAUCCGAUGGAUUGUAGUCCCCUUGCUACGGGGCCGACGUGGUGCUCGUUGACGAGUAAUCCGUCGGAGACGUUUGAGUCGAGUAUUUGGGAAUAUCAAUUUUACGUCCCCCACGACCUCCCCACCCUAAUAACCAACUACCUCUCGGGCCCAACCUCCUUCACAUCCCGUCUAUCCACAUUCCACUCCACAGCGCUAGCAGACUACAGCAACGAACCCGUCUUCCUAACCGUCUACCAAUACCACUACGCCUCGCGCCCCGCCUUAUCCUCGCGUCUCAUCCACACUCUCAUCCCAUCUGUAUUCAAUACCUCUCGGUCUGGUAUCCCCGGCAACGACGACUCCGGGGCAAUGGCGGCGUUCACGGUAUUUGGACUCAUGGGUCUGUUCCCGAACCCGGGACAGAAUGUGUAUUUGAUUUCGGCGCCGUUUGUGCAGGAGGUUAGGGUUAGGAAUGGGGUUACGGGGAGGGAGGCGGUGGUGAGGGUUAGGGGGGAUGUUGGGGUGGGUGUUGGGGGGAAGGUGGUGAAGAGGGCGUGGUUGGAUGGGGAGGCGUAUACGAGGUGUUGGAUUGGGCAUGAGUUUUUUGUAGAGGGGGGUGUGUUGGAGGUGGAGUUGGGAGAUGAAGAGGAGGAGGAAAGUGAGUGGGGGACUGAGGUGGGUGAGGGACCGCCGAGUUGGGGGGGUGGGAUGGAGGUGUAG